This is a messenger RNA of Alternaria arborescens, 1626 nucleotides long. RefSeq lists its product as hypothetical. NCBI's taxonomy places the organism in Eukaryota, Fungi, Ascomycota, Dothideomycetes, Pleosporales, Pleosporaceae. The record is from RefSeq and is a predicted model, not a curated record. The transcript has 2 exons. Bases 1 to 1626 code for a protein of 541 amino acids.
AUGUUACUCUCCGCUGCGUCUGCUGUCCUGGCCUUUCUGGCAGGAGCUCCAUCCGUUUGCGCGUCACCAACCCAACACCUACAGCAGAAUGCAUCCAAUCCGGUUGUGAAGCUCGACUAUGGCAUCUUUCGCGGCGCGUCUUCGUCCCAGUACAACAUAACAUACUACCGCAAGAUUCCCUUUGCAGCAUCCACAGCAGGAGAGAACCGGUUCCGCGCCCCUCAGCCACCACUACGUAUCACCAAUGGCACGUACGACACCGACCAGGCUUUCGACAUGUGUCCGCAACGCACAGUAAAUGGCUCAGAAGAUUGUUUGUACCUAGGUGUAUACUCGCGGCCUUGGGAGAAGAAGAAGCAAGAUCUAAGGCCCGUGUUGUUAACGUUUUACGGCGGCGGUUUCAUCCGAGGAAGCGCCAGCUUCAAUAUCCCGCCUUCCGGCUAUCCGGUCUUGGACGUCGAUGACAGGAACGACUAUGUAGUUGUGUACUCGAACUACCGCACCAACGUUUUUGGCUUCUUGCCCGGUUCAAAAAUCGCAGAACACCCGGAUGUCGAUCUCAACCCUGGGUUACUAGAUCAGCAGGCUGCGCUGCAGUGGAUACAGAAGUACAUUCACCACUUCGGCGGCGACAAGCGGAAUGUUACUAUAUGGGGACAAUCGGCAGGUGGUGGCAGUGUCGUUGCGCAGACAAUUGCUACUGGUAACCGUGGGAAGAAGUUGUUCACCAAAGCCAUGGCCAGUAGCCCCUUCUGGCCAAAGACAUACCGGUACGAUAGUGAGUGGGCUGAAGACUUAUAUCAGCAGACGUUACAGGAUGUUGGUUGCACGGGUGCUGCAGAUGAGAUCAAGUGUUUGAAGGAGGUGGAUGUACAGAAGCUAAGGGAUAGCGCAUUGGCUUUGAGUACUAGUCAGCAGUAUACCACUGCUUCCUUUACCUAUGGUCCAGUUGUCGAUGACAAAUUUCUCACGGAGCCGCUGAGUAGCGUUGUCAGCACGGGAAAACUGAACGCUGAGACGAUCAUGACAAGCUACAACCUGCACGAAGGCGAAAACUUCAUUCCUCCUAGUUUCCAAAACGCCAAGACAGGAAGCGAUGGGUUCAACUCCUCAGCUGCUUCUUUCGAUGCUUGGCUGAGGGGCUUCCUACCGGGAUUUACGCAGCAGGACCUGGACAACGUAAAGAUGAUGUAUCCUGCGACAGGCACCGCGGAGGAAAUCAGCUGGAAUACGACAUAUAUUCGCGCUGGCUUGCUAUACCGAGACCUCGUUCUGGCAUGUCCUUCGUAUUGGUUAUCGAAGAAGGCAGAGGAUGGGUGGUUGAUUGAGUAUACCAUUUCGCCCGCAAAACACGCGAGUGAUGUUCAAUACUGGAACACAAUCGGCUCAAUACAGCAGACAGAUGCUUUGACUUACCAAGGUUAUGCUGGUGCCAUGGCUUCCUUCAUCCAAACCGGGGAUCCAAACGCCCACAAGGUCACUAAUGCCACUGUUGCUGGCGUACCAGAUGUUGAGGAGGGCAAACAGUUCUUGGUCACAUCGAGUGGGCUACGACAAGGUGGGAUUAGCAUGUUGGAGGAGAGGUGCAAGUACUGGCUCCAGGUCGCUGAUAGGGUAUCUGUGUGA